This is a messenger RNA of Monopterus albus (swamp eel), 1483 nucleotides long. It is a transcript of the gene xkr9, whose product is annotated as XK, Kell blood group complex subunit-related family, member 9. Gene Ontology annotation, cellular component: membrane. The transcript is spliced from 5 exons. The record is from RefSeq and is a predicted model, not a curated record. Bases 84 to 1337 code for a protein of 417 amino acids. Lineage: Eukaryota; Metazoa; Chordata; Actinopteri; Synbranchiformes; Synbranchidae.
GAAAGAGCCAUGUAUAGAAGAGCUUGCUUCUGUGGCAGCCGUCACUGCUGUCUACCAUGGACAACAUAAUUUGGUAGGAUCAAAUGGCACAUGAAAUACCAAGGUCCAAAGUGAAACUGUCCAAAGCAGGUUUUUUUCAAAAACUUCAAUGCAAAACACGUGACAACAAAAUGCGUAACCCAGACAUUCAGUUUACAAGACUGCGGUGGUUAUUGACCUUUGCUGGACUCUUCUUGUAUGUUGCGGACAUCUACACAGACAUUAGUUUGGCUUUGAUGUAUUUUCAAGAGAAACAAUGGGUCUGGACCGGCCUGACCAUAUUGUUUGUUCUGGCUGGACUACUGGUGACCCAAAUCUUCAGCUGUGCCUGGUACUGGGAUGACAUAAAGGAGGAUCUGCUAAAACCACAGGAACAGAUAUCGGGAAUAUCCAAAGGUGGACUUACCCUCCUGCACGUCUUAGGUGUUGGCAUUUUCAUCAGGUAUUAUCAUCUGCUGAACAAAGGUUCCAAAGUGGUUUGGACAACAAAAAAGUCUCAUACACUGGAAGAGAGCAGGGAUGUGCAUGUGCACACGCACCCCAGUCUGUUUAGCCUGGCUACUGAUCUGAGCAUGCUCAAACUGUUUGAGGUUUUCCUGGAGAGCGUUCCCCAGCUUCUUCUACAGCUAUACAUAGUGCAGGGCCGAGAUGAGGACUCAGUCAUGCAAUAUGUAUCCAUGGCUUUCUCCCUCUCUAACACUGCCUGGGCCCUGGUGGACUAUCGCCGCUGCUUGCGCAGAUCUCUGCCCCAUAUCAAGGAGAUGCCGCCUGGCAUCCCCACUGCAGUCUACCUCCUCUACAAACUCUGCACCAUCACCAGCCAUAUUCUCAGCUACAGCCUCCUCCUGAUACUGAACAUCUACAGCAUAAUAGCUCUCAUCAUCCUCUGUUUGUUGGGGAUGAUCUGGACACAAUUGCUUCAGACCAACUUCUGCUCAUCCAAAUACCUUGAGCUGCUCUACAGGGCAGUGACAGGAGUCAUCCUCACAUUCACUUUUUUCAAUGUGAAAGGACAGGACACGAAAGUACCUAUGAUCAUCUAUUACAGUUGCCAUACUUUUAUAAAUAAUAUGGCUCUAUUAUUGCUGGCUUUUCUGAAGCCAGAGUUGCAGACAGACAGAUUUUUGCUGACAGUCUGUGGUUUAAUCAUUGUAGGCUCAGUGCUGGGGCUGGUAAGUCUAGUGUGGUACUAUGUCUUCCUGCAUCCAAGAGAGAAGUGCAGUGAGGCAGAUGAAGUAGACGGCCUGGGAAGAGAAACAAAGGCUACGAGAAGAAUAAGGAACUUUUUACAACCUUAGAAAAGGUUCUUUCAUUUUAAGGCAUUGUAUGGAGAAAUAUAUGCAGCCGUCAUGAAUCUGACCACAAUAUCAUCGUCAUUGUGCUCAUUAUACUGUAUAUUAAUACUGUUUUCAGUUAUCUUCCCCUCUUCUGAGAGGAUGUGCAA